CAUUGCAGCUUCUUUCCAAAUUGAUCCUCUAAAUUCUUCUUGUACCACCAAAGUGAUAUCUUUUCUACUCAACAUUUGGUCACAAAUCGAACUUUAGACACACAAACGUUUGUCGCUUCAGAUUCUUUUAUAUUCUAAUACACCUUGAAACAAGAUAAUUGAUCUUUACAACACUCCAUUCGUUCACAAUGAACAAACCAAUAAGUUCAUUGCUGCUUGCAGCUACUCUUCUGGCCAGCGGCUCCAUUGCACAGCAAACUGUUUGGGGACAGUGUGGAGGGAUAGGAUAUAGCGGCCCGACCAACUGCGCCGCUGGAUCGGCCUGUUCGACUCUCAACCCUUAUUAUGCUCAAUGUAUCCCAGGCGCCACCACCAUGUCCACCUCAACCAAGCCAACUUCUGUCCCAGCAUCAACAACUAGGGCGAGUUCAACAUCAUCAGCUACUCCGCCUGCCGGCUCUGGCCUAACUCGAUUUGCGGGAGUCAACAUUGCCGGAUUUGAUUUCGGCUGUGGGACCGAUGGAACUUGCGUCACCUCGAAGGUAUACCCGCCACUGAAGAACUACGCUGGUACAAACAACUACCCUGAUGGUGUCGGUCAGAUGCAGCACUUUGUCAACGAUGACAAAUUGACCAUUUUCCGCUUACCUGUCGGGUGGCAAUACCUUGUGAACAAUAACUUGGGCGGAACUCUAGAUGCGAACAACCUUGCCAAAUACGACCAGCUUGUUCAGUCUUGCCUCUCUCUAGGUGUAUACUGCAUCAUCGAUAUACACAACUAUGCACGUUGGAAUGGUGGGAUCAUUGGCCAAGGUGGGCCUACAAAUGAUCAGUUCACUAGUCUUUGGUCGCAAUUGGCAACCAAGUAUGCCUCUCAGUCGAAGGUUUGGUUCGGAAUAAUGAAUGAGCCACACGAUGUGAACAUCAACACUUGGGCCACCACUGUUCAAGCUGUUGUCACCGCCAUUCGUAAGGCAGGUGCUACUUCGCAGUUCAUUUCCUUGCCAGGAAAUGAUUGGCAAUCUGCUGGAGCUUUUAUUUCCGAUGGAAGUGCGGCAGCUUUAUCUCAGGUCAAGAACCCCGAUGGCUCCACUACUAAUCUGAUUUUUGAUCUGCAUAAGUAUCUGGAUUCCGACAAUUCUGGCACACACGCCGACUGUGUUACAAACAACAUCAAUGAUGCCUUCUCACCUGUUGCCACUUGGCUCCGUCAAAAUAACCGCCAGGCUAUCCUAACUGAGACUGGCGGUGGUAAUACUCAGUCAUGCAUUCAAUAUCUCUGCCAACAGUUCCAAUAUCUAAACCAGAACUCUGACGUCUACCUUGGUUACGUUGGGUGGGGUGCAGGCUCAUUUGAUAGCACUUAUAUCCUGACGGAGACACCAACUGGAAGUGGAAGCUCUUGGACUGAUACGUCUCUUGUAAGCUCAUGCAUCGCUCGUAAAUAGUGCUGAGAAAGUGAGCGAUUGAGCGCAGGCGCAAAAUUUUCUAAACCUUCUUUUUCUUCUGACUGAACAUAGUUUUUAACCAAGGACUUUUUGGUAUUUACCUUUUUCUUCACAAGCUUUCCUCAAUAUUG
Trichoderma virens Gv29-8 is the source of this 1579-nucleotide messenger RNA. Its product is annotated as glycoside hydrolase family 5 protein. The coding region runs from base 189 to 1448 and encodes 419 amino acids. The record is from RefSeq and is a predicted model, not a curated record. Gene Ontology annotation, biological process: glucan catabolic process. Lineage: Eukaryota; Fungi; Ascomycota; Sordariomycetes; Hypocreales; Hypocreaceae. The transcript has 2 exons. Gene Ontology annotation, molecular function: cellulose binding; hydrolase activity, hydrolyzing O-glycosyl compounds. Gene Ontology annotation, cellular component: extracellular region.